This is a messenger RNA of Helobdella robusta, 3376 nucleotides long. RefSeq lists its product as hypothetical. The record is from RefSeq and is a predicted model, not a curated record. The coding region runs from base 199 to 1239 and encodes 346 amino acids. Lineage: Eukaryota; Metazoa; Annelida; Clitellata; Rhynchobdellida; Glossiphoniidae. Gene Ontology annotation, biological process: regulation of gene expression; protein phosphorylation; G1/S transition of mitotic cell cycle. The transcript is spliced from 12 exons. Gene Ontology annotation, molecular function: ATP binding; cyclin binding; cyclin-dependent protein serine/threonine kinase activity. Gene Ontology annotation, cellular component: nucleus; cyclin-dependent protein kinase holoenzyme complex; cytoplasm.
GUUCACAGACGUCCUCCAUAAAAACCCGCGAAACUAAAAUGAUUUGUUAAUUUAUUUAAUUUAAUUUAACUUCUCUGCUAAACUCUCUAUGCUGCAACUUUUGUACUAUAAAUUGAUGAAAUUUCCUAAAUAAGCAUCUUGGCGUCAUUUCAUUCAUUGCUAGUCUAAAAAUUAAAAGUUAUUUAAAUUAAAGAUAGCAUGGAAAACGUAACAGAUGUCAAACUUCCUAAUAAUCCGUCAACAUCUACCAAUCCGGCAAAAUCUUUAUCGUGCAAUGUUAAUCUGUACAACGGAUUCGUGCAAGCGGCUGAUGUGCCAUCCCUCGACAACUAUCGAAAAUUGGAGAAAAUCGGCGAGGGAACGUACGGCAUAGUGUAUAAAGCCAAACAUCUCCCGACUGGUAACAUGGUAGCUCUCAAAAAAGUUAGACUGGAUAGUGAUCCAGAAGUGGGAGUCCCCAGUACGACGAUUAGGGAAAUAUCUCUGCUCAAAGAAAUCGCAAAUCCCAAGAUCAUAUCACUAUUGGAUGAGGUGAUAUGCUUCAAAGCCAUCUACUUAAUAUUCGAAUACUUGGACUGCGAUUUGAAAAAGUACAUGGACGACAAUCCUGGCGGUCUCAAUCCUGCACUCGUUAAAAGCUACAUGCACCAGCUGUUACAAGGCCUUCAUUACUGUCACGUUCGACGAGUCAUGCACCGUGAUCUGAAGCCACAAAACUUACUUCUCGACACAAAGGGCAACAUUAAAAUUGCUGAUUUUGGCCUAGCUAGAGAAUUCACACUACCCACUCGGGCGUAUACACAUGAGGUGAUCACGCUGUGGUAUAGGGCCCCGGAAGUUUUGCUGGGUUUGUCAGUCUACCUUGGUUCUGUUGAUAUUUGGAGUCUGGCCUGCAUCUUCAUUGAGAUGGCCACAGGCAGACCAUUGUUUCCAGGUGAUUCAGAAAUUGAUCAGCUCUUCAGAAUGUUCCGAACUCUCGGCACUCCGAGUGAAUUAACCUGGCCCGGGGUCUCAAGCCUUCCGGAUUACAAAAUGACUUUCCCAAAAUGGUACCCCCAGGAUCUUAAGUCCAUGUUUCAAAAUCACCUAGAUCCUUCUGGAAUCGACUUGCUCGAGAAUCUUCUGAUUUUCCACCCCCCGAAACGCCUGACAGCCAAAGAAGCCCUGGAACGACCAUAUUUUAAAGACGUCCAGUUGGUCAAGCCGAAAAAUGUCUACCCCAAUGAAAAUUUGCCAUAAAUAAAAAAAUAAUCUGUCUUUGUUAUUCGCUGGGUCAUGUCUUUAAUUAAUAUGUCUUUUAUAGAAUAUAUAUGUGUAUUUUUUUUAUAGAAUAUAUUUAUGUAUAUACCUGUGUGUAUUUAUAUAACGGUGAUGAUAUGAUGUUAAAUUCUUUUAGCGUUUUACGAAAUGUUUUUAAUCGUAAUAAUAAUGAUGAAAUCUCAUUGGUUAAUUACUUUAAUUAUAAAUGAUUAGAGUGAUUAAGACUUGUGCUAUUUGUGUGUGUGUGUGUGUGUGUGUGUGUGUGUGUGUGUAUUUUAUCAUUUUUCCGCAUAACUUUAUUUUUUUUUAAAAAGUCAACUUAUUAAAGCAGAGAUCACAUUUUAAUCUAUCCAGGAAUAAAUAAAUAAAUAAUAAUGUCUGUAACAUUUGUAUUAAACGAAAGUCUUUUCAUUGAUAUAUUUCUCGCUGUAAUUAAAAUUGUAAUAAAGAUUAUUCUGUGUAAAUCAGAAAUGUGUAAAUUAUGCAUCAGAUAGAAUUUGAUAGGACCAAAAUACGAAAUAAACUUUAAUUCUAAUUUGAUUGAAUGAUACAGAUUUAAUCAUGAUUAAGCGUAAUAAAUGAAAAUAGUAUAAGUAAUUAUAAGAUACUUUUAAUUAAGGCAAUCGAAGCAAUAAAAGUUGCACACACGAUAAUGACUUGGAUUCAAGUUUGGAUGAAAUUUUCGGGUAUCCCUAUCGUUUUGCAUGUAUCAUUUCGUUUCGUGUCUUAUAUAUCAUAUAAUAUAUCAUUGAUACGUUGAUAGUAUCACCUGGUCACAACCACACUUGAAUCACACUACAACUCUAAAUAACACAUUUUAUGCGGUGCCAAAAAACUUUCGGGUUGUAUUUGGCCGCUGUUGAAACUUUCUUUCUUGAAAAGGCAAACAAAUUUAUGCUAGAGAACUUUUUUCUAUUAAGUAACAAUUUUUUCAGUGAAUAUUUUAAGUUAGAGGUCGCAGUAUGGUAGAUUUGCGUGUCCUUGGUGCGUGCCAUAGGGAGUUGGCGGUGCGAAGGAUUGUUGGUGACGGGUAGGCGAUUGAUGUUGAGGAACAUUUGGUGGUGUCUGUGGCGAGGGUUGGUCGGCGAUGUGGUAGCCGUGAACUUCCAAGCCUCUCAAGUGGGAAAGUUGCCAGGGCUUAAUCCCUGUUGGAUCUACGACGCCCCCUGAUGGGUGGGUUUGUUGCUGGGGACCGGUUACGAUGUGCUGACUUGUUUUCGUUGUUGUCGUCUGGUGGUAGGUCGUCGAUCCGUGAUUAGGAUUUGAAGAAGGGUAGAUGACAGUGCUGGCUUCGAGAACGUUGACGCCGCUUGGAGAGAUUCCAUAUUUUUUGUUGAAAGCAUCCCUAUCAGCCGCGUCUUUGAUGAGAGAAGCUUUCUUAUCAGCUAUCCGGUCAAAAGCUGUUUCCUGCUGGCUCUCUCUCAGGGGCGAAAUAUUUGGCUGGCUAAAUUGUUGCGGUGUCGAAACAGCUUGAACGUUUUCAACGACUUGGUGUUGUGUUGUGAUUGUUGUUGUUCGCUUGUUGACGCUUGGUUGAACAACUUGGCUGGUCGUGUAGGUCGUCGAACGUUGUGGGUGCUGCUGCUGUGGUUGUUGUGGCUCACGAGGCUGGGAGCUCUGUAGUGCAGGAUCUCUUGAGUGAAACGCAGACUGCUGUGCCGGUGCAUCCUGCUGGAAGUAGAUGUGCCCGUGAAUCGGUUGAUCAACGGCUCGUCUUUCCAGGGGUUUUGGCUCUAAGGUGUCGGUGAAUGUCGGUAAACUUUCCAAGAGUGCUUGCAAUUUUUGAAAAUCUGAGUAUAAUCCUUGAGCCUGAGUGCGAGCCGUGGUUACGAUUUCGUGUUUCUGCUGAUCCUUCUUUAUUCCUUUCAUUGUAUCAAUUUCUUCGGGCUCAAGAGCGCUGUGAUGAUUUUUUUCUGGCACGUAAAUUCCUUCUGCAAGAGCUGAACCUAUCAGGCUACUCAUCCCUGAGAAGUAAAAUAUAUUUGCGAAGAGUUCAUCAGAAGGUUUAGGCUUGGAUGGCUCUGCGGCUUUUGGUGGACUUACAACUGUUGCAGUAGUAGCAGCAGCAACAGUUGUAGCCGUGGCAACACUAGCAGCUGGAACUGCUGCAGCAGCA